This is a messenger RNA of Anopheles darlingi, 1764 nucleotides long. Its product is annotated as SET domain-containing protein SmydA-8-like. Bases 214 to 1740 code for a protein of 508 amino acids. The transcript has 6 exons. The record is from RefSeq and is a predicted model, not a curated record. Gene Ontology annotation, molecular function: protein binding. Lineage: Eukaryota; Metazoa; Arthropoda; Insecta; Diptera; Culicidae.
GAUGGGUUAUUUUAUGCGACAGAGCUACUGCAACUAUGUACAACAUUGUAUUCACAUAAGGGCUUAAAAAUAGAUUGAAUAGUUCAUCGAAGGGUCGAUUCAAUCGUUCACUGUUUCCCGAUUUGAACGGCAUCGAGGAAAGCAAGCAAUAAGAUUAGCUAACCGAGGAGCGAGGAUCUACCGUGUGAUGCCGAACCUCAUAACUUCCGCACCAUGUACAGUUUCGUGAUUGGUGAAUGUCUAGUGAAGAUCUGUUCGGAUGAAAAGCUCGGACGAGUGCUAGUAGCAACCCGGGACAUUCAGGAAGGUGAAAUCGUUAUCAAGGAAUCCCCGUUGGUGCACGGUCCCGCGCAGAUCGUUGGACCCACGUGUGUUGGGUGUUUCAAGCCUUUGGAGGAAAAUAAGUACCUCGAGUGCGAGCGAUGUGGAUGGCCGGUUUGUAAGCGGUCGUGCCAGGAUCAACGGGGUCACCGGGCGGAAUGUGAGCUAACCGUGGCACGAGGAAGUAAGGUCUCGAUUCAACACUUCUACGUUCCUCAUCCUCUGUACCAAUGCUUGCUGCCACUUCGGUGCCUGUUACUGGCCGAAAGCGAUCCGGCCAGAUGGAAGGCACUGAUGCGUUUGCAGUCCCACGACGAAGAACGGCGCGGUUCGGAGCAGUGGCGUACCGAUCGGCGAGGAGUAGCGCAACUCAUCCCGAGGUUCUUCAAAUGCGACAACCGCUGGCAGGAGGAUGAUAUUCUGCAGGCGAUCGGUAUCAUUCAGGUGAACGGUCACGAGGUACCGCUGACGGAACCGGCAUCCGUUGCCAUCUACAGUGUCGCCUCGAUGCUGGAACACUCGUGCCGGCCUAAUCUUGCGAAAAGCUUUUCAGAUCAGGGCGAGAUCAUCCUGUGGGCACCGGUCGCUAUCGCAGAAGGUACACGGCUCAGCAUCUCCUACACCGAUGUGCUCUGGACGACGGCCCAUCGGCAAGCCCAUUUGUUGCAAACGAAACUGUUCGAUUGUGCGUGCGAUCGUUGUCUCGAUCCGACCGAGUUUGGCACAUUCUUCAGUGCGCUACGCUGUUCCGGUUUCCGCAAUAGCGAUCAGUCGUCUCAGAUGUGCAAGGGAUAUCUACUACCAUGCGAUAUGUCCGUCCAGGGGUCUGAAGGUGGUAGUGACGACGACUGGGUUUGUGGACGCUGCCAUGCGAAACAACCCGGUACGGCCGUUGCGCAAAUUCUCGAACGUGCCCGGAUCGACAUUCAAGCGAUGCAGAAGCAACGUGAGGAUCAUUGCGUGAAGUAUCUGCGCCAUUACGCCAAGUGGCUUACCCCGAACCAUCAGUACAUGGUCGAGGCGAAGAUGGCACUAUCACAGGCGAUCGGUGGAAGUGGACGGCCCGAACAUAUCCGGAAGCUACCGUACGGUAAGCUGACGAACAAGAUUAAAGCUUGCCAGGAACUGAUCGCUCUGUUCGAGAAACUCUGCCCAGCUGAAAGCCGUGCGUUUGGUGUGACCCGUUUCGAGCUGCAUGCAGCCCUCGCCGAACUCGGACGACGUAGCAUGGAAUCGAACAGCCGUUCAAGUGCACCGGCGGCCGUACCGCUACUCCAAGAAUCGCUACUCAACGCGAACGAGUGUGCCCGAAUGUUAACCCACGAACCGUCGGUACUGCUGGAGAGUCAAAUCUGUGCCCAGGCGAAGAUGAACGCGGAAACUCUCGGAAGACUGUUGGCUGGAUGUGAAAGAGAAUGAACCCGGUCCGUGUAAAAAGUGGAA